CAGCACAGCCAACAAAUGAGUUCGUAUUUUGUGAACUCCACUUUCCCGGUGACUCUUGCCAGUGGUCAGGAGUCCUUCCUCGGGCAGAUUCCGUUAUAUUCCUCCAGUUACGACCCUUUAAGACACUAUCCGGCCACAUAUGGGGCUACAGGCAUGCAAGAUAAAAGCUACCCAUCACCCUCUUACUAUCAACAAGCCAACGGGGCUUAUGGGUGCAACCGGACACCCUGCGAUUAUGGUGUCCCCAGUUUUUAUCGGGAAAAGGACCCUUCCUGCGGCGCAUCAGCCACCAGCUCCAAAUACCACUCACUGGAAGACCCAACGCAUUUUAACCCCGAACAACGCAAAUCCGAGUGCGCCCAAAACAGAAUUUUAUAUGGAGAAGUGGACGACCAGAAGAGUUCUCUCCCCGUAUAUCCCUGGAUGCAAAGAAUGAACUCCAGUGGUGCCUCGGCAUUUAAUCCGAACGGACGGCGCGGGCGGCAAACCUACACUAGAUAUCAAACUCUGGAGCUAGAAAAGGAGUUCCACUUUAACCGCUACUUGACCAGGAGACGCCGGAUAGAGAUUGCACACGCCCUUUGCCUCACAGAACGCCAGAUCAAAAUCUGGUUCCAAAACAGGCGCAUGAAGUGGAAAAAGGAGAACAAAUUACUCAGCAACUCGCAAUUAAGCGGAGAAGAAACAGAGGAAAAAUCCACAGAGUGAAAACCACACAAAAAGAUAGAUCGGAUGGGGA
Messenger RNA from Pristis pectinata (smalltooth sawfish), 739 nucleotides. RefSeq names its product homeobox B6a (gene hoxb6a). Gene Ontology annotation, cellular component: nucleus. The record is from RefSeq and is a predicted model, not a curated record. Gene Ontology annotation, biological process: regulation of transcription by RNA polymerase II; anterior/posterior pattern specification. Gene Ontology annotation, molecular function: DNA-binding transcription factor activity, RNA polymerase II-specific; RNA polymerase II cis-regulatory region sequence-specific DNA binding. Lineage: Eukaryota; Metazoa; Chordata; Chondrichthyes; Rhinopristiformes; Pristidae. The transcript has 2 exons. The coding region runs from base 16 to 708 and encodes 230 amino acids.